UGUGGCGGAAAGUGAGGUGCUCCACUAAAGUUGUACAAAUACUGGCGCUUAUAUGGAAGGGUGCACUGACAGCACUUUUUAUACAAUAGGCUUGUUUACUUAUUUACUUAACGAUUUAAGUUUAUGUUACUUGCAAUUUAUUAUACAGAGCCAGUUUACUAAGCAUAAACGGUAAACUCUUAAUAGAAUAGCACCGAAAACUUCGCCUUUGGCAUUUUCAACUUUUCAGCAUAGUAGAAGUUUGGACAAGUGAAGCACAUGUAUACGUACUAACUGUAGUAUGGAGUUAUAUGACUGGUGUUUGUGGUGGUUACAUGAAAUAUUUUGAAUGUUUAAUUCUAUCAAUGGAAUUUCAUUACCGAAAAGCAAAAAUCUGAAUCUUGAAGAAGUUCUUUGAGAGUGAAGAAUUUAUGGAACUUUAAAAUGGAUGAUGAAUUUCGUUUUGAUUUGAAUCCAUAUGACAGUUUCAUGAGAAAACAUUUGGAACACUAUGGAUAUUACACAGGUCGAAAUGAGCGCUAUUCCUCUAACCUUCUAACAUUCCGUGAGUGGGAUAAGACCUAUAGCUAUGAUGUCAGCAGCAGUGAUUCCAGUGAUUCUGAAGAUGAGGCUGAAAAUAAAGACAGUGGCAUAAAUAGGGAAAAGAUAGUACAAAGUGGCAGAAGUUCUGUCUCAGAACUCUAUCUCAGUACCAGUGAGCAGGGAACUGAUGAUGAUAAUGAUGACGACAGUAACAGUGUUCAAGAAAAAUCUGCCAACAGCAGUGAUUGUAAUAACCUGUUUCGGGAUGAUUUCACAAGAACAACUCAGUUGGUAUACAGUUACCAGGCCGGGAAAAUGGUGCCCAGGUUACGGGAGCCCAGGCAGCUGUAUGCAAUGGAGUUUGGACCACAACAGGCUGCAAGAUGGCCAUCAGAAAUUGAAGUGCUGGAUGAACUGAUAAAACACAUCAGUUAUGUGCCACCUGAACCUGAAGAAUUCUACCGUCCAACUGGCUCAGAACUAAGGCCUCUUGCUAAGGGAGAGGAUGAAGGCCUCUGUGUUUAUUACUAUGAUCCACAACCAGGACCAUUUUUCAUGAAGUCUCGAGUUGGUGGGUUGAGAAAUCCUCUUUCCAGUACAGCCUAUGCUCACAAGCCUCAGUCUCCAGAUGACACCACCCUAGUCUUUGAGUCCAGGUUUGAAAGUGGAAACCUUUUCAAGGUGUACAAAGUUGGAGACUAUGAGUAUGAACUGUGGUUGAGGAAUGACUUGUACACUAACAAGCACACACAGUGGUUUUACUUCCGUCUCUCCAACACCAGACCAAAUGUCAAAUACCGGUUCACCAUUGUCAACUUCAUGAAGCCUGACAGCCUGUACAACAAUGGCAUGAAACCCUGCAUGUACAGUGAUAAGAAUGCUGCCAACAACAAAAUUGGCUGGGUUAGGGCAGGCUCAGAAAUCAAAUACUACAGGAAUAAUCUAAAGUAUAAUUUUGGCAAAGGAGGUGAGAGGAAUUACUACAGUCUAACCUGGACAUGGCAGGCUCAGUACAAGGAUGACACUUGCUACUUUGCUCACUGCUAUCCAUAUACAUACUCAGACUUACAGGAAUAUCUUAUGAACAUUGCAAAUGAUCCAAUCAAGUCACGGAUCUGCAAACAAAGGGUGCUGUGUCGUACUUUGGCAGGAAAUCUAGUCUAUGUUCUCACCAUAACUUCUCCUGUGUCAGCCACCCAGGGACAUGAUAGUAAAGCAAGAAAGCUGAAGAAGGCAGUGGUGCUAACUAGCAGGGUCCACCCUGGAGAAACUAAUGCUAGCUGGAUGAUGAAAGGCUUCCUGGACUUCCUUACUGGGACUUCACCUGAUGCCAAGCUCUUACGUGACACAUUCAUCUUCAAAGUUGUGCCAAUGUUGAACCCAGAUGGAGUGAUAGUGGGGAACUAUCGCUGUUCCCUCUCUGGGCGAGACCUCAACAGAAAUUACAAAACUAUCCUAAAAGAUUCUUUUCCCUCCAUAUGGCACACAAAGGCCAUGAUUAGAAAAUUGAAAGAUGAGCAUGAGAUUGUCACAUACUGUGAUCUCCAUGGACACAGCAGGAAGAUGAAUGUGUUCAUCUACGGCUGUGAAAACAAGUACAAUCCAGACAAGAGAUUUAGAGAGAGGGUCUUCCCAGUAAUGCUCAGCAAGAAUGCCUCAGACAAAUUUUCUUAUGAGUACUGCAAGUUCAAAGUUCAAAAGAGCAAAGAGGGCACAGGACGCAUAGUGAUCUGGAACAUGGGGAUAAUGAACAGCUACACUAUGGAGGCAACAUUUGCUGGUUCUACCCUUGGCAAGAUGAAGGGGUACCACUUUAGUACUGCUGACUUUGAGGCCAUGGGCUACCACUUCUGUGAUACUCUGCUGGACUACUGUGAUCCAGAUAAAACCAAGUGUGACAACAUUCUCCUUGAACUGGAGGACCGUCUGAAGCAGGAGGUUAUGAAAAAGUUGCAGAAAGAUGGCGGUGCAGAAGUCAUCAACCUGGAGGAUGACUUCACCAGUGAAAUGGAGUCCAGUGAUGGUGGCUCAGACAGCUCUGUGUCAGAUGGGCUUCCUGUACAUCUCCAGUACCUGGCUGACAGGCUUCCAAAGAAAAAGAAAAAACUAAAAACUAAGAAGGAGAGAGACAAACACCAGUGUAUUGCCACUAAAACAAAAAUACAGGCCACACCAAUAUCAGUGGAGGAGAAGAAGAAACCACAGCCUGCCAUGAUCCAGCCCCCACUCAAGUACACCACAGUGCCUCCCCAGCGCACCAAGUCACGGGAUGACAGAACCAACAACGGUAUUCCUAUCUUUGUACAGGAAAGGUGUGAAGAGAGAGCUACUAAGAAGCUGUUGAAAGAAUUAGCAAAGAAGACUGAGUACCUUGAUGCCUUGACCCAAGCUUACCUCAGAAGUGGAGUCCUAGUUUCCCAAGAUCCCACACCUUUCAAAGUACCUACUGCUAGUGCUACUUCUUUGCCGUCAGCAGUAGGCAAUGGGGCUGCUGGAGUCACUCCGCACCUCCGCUACUCAGCAAGCGGAGACAAUAAUUAUAGUAACCUUUUCCUGGAGAGUAAUACUAGUAGCACUGCAGUCAGUGUCCCACCUUCUUCUGAACACUUAAGCCAACACCAUGAGAGAGCAUAUGCUGCACACUUAAUGAACAACCAGCAACUGCAUUCUGUUGUUAGAGAAGCUUUGCAUGAUGUUAUUCCUUGGCUUGAAGCACACCAAGUUCUGAUGCAUCCUAAGUACAGAGAUCUCACUGCACAAAAGAUUGUGCACCAUAUUAAAAAAGAAGAUAGAGGUGGAAGUCGUGGAGGUCGUAACAGUGGCGGUGGUAGCACUGGGGGCAGAGACUCCACUGGGGCCAAGAGUGUCAGCAGUUUUUAUCAGUGGGGACCCAGUCCUCCACCUAGUGCCAAACCGUCUUCUCAAGCAGGUGCCCCUGCUGCUGCUGCUGGCGGUGGUGGCAGUGGUCGCCAUGUUACUGGAGGGAAUGGACUGACUGAGUAUAAGCCUUCACAUAAACACCUUGUAGAACUGGCAGCCGGUCAGAAGAGACAACAAGAUCUGCAGCACUGUGAACACGGGAGAAAAGCAAGGUCUACACCAUACCUAACCUCUCAAGAUGAUGCUGACAAGCCAGCACCGGAUGGACCAAUCAAAUUCCACCCUCCGCCCUUUGAUCCCAACAUUGAUCAUAAUGCUGAUGGCGGAGCCAAAAGAGGUUACUCCACUAAAGGAAGUCUGUCCAAGCCUACAUCAGCGUCAUCUGUCCAGUCUAGGAACACCAAAUCUCAGUCUAGCAGUGCCUCCACUGACAGGAGACUCACUGAGGCCUCCAGCUCAGAGCAGAUCAAUGGAGAGGGAGCCACAAGGCAGGCUGAAAAUAAGCCUAGGCAAGGUUUCUUAAAUGCAGCGGAUAAUGGCACUGUUGCUUUGAGGAGGGGCAGUCUCUCUGGGGAGAGCAGAGUUAACAAAAUGGUUAUUGAGACAGAGGAUACAUUGGCCAUGUUGAAAAAAGCUAGCAGUGUUCCUGCUGUUCACAAACAUGGUCACCAUAAGCACAGGGCCCUGUCUGCUAACUCUGACAUUUCCUCCACUAUUGAGUCUAUACAGGAGCUGAAGCAGUCCCUCCUGACAUCUGCUCAUAAAGCAAACUUAAAUCCAACCACAGGGCGUUACAUAGAGCGCAUUGUGCAUCAGACAGACAAAGAACUGGAAACAAUAGCUGCAGAACUGAGAGAAGCUGAGUAUGAAAAGCAAAUGGAGUCAGACUUUCAACAAGAAAGAAGAGAGUUCUCUGUGUCCAGUGACAUGAAGUACAGACUCAGUAGAAAUAAAGACUCAGUGGAAGUGACACUGAAAGGAGGAGAGUAUGUUAAGGGGGAGUUUGUUCCAGUCCAGCCCAUGGUGCAUACAGCCCAAGGCAAACACAGUAGACAGUGGCAGUACUUUUCCAAAGAUGAAGAAAGUGUGGGGGCAGUAGAAAAAGGAAAAAAUGAAAACAAUAACAACAGUAUGCAACAGGGACGGAGUCAUAAUAACGGCAUGGGAAUGGGAGAUAAGAGUAGGAGUGUAGAGAUAGAGGAAUACCAUGUGAUAGCUGAUGAAGAUCUGAAUGGAAGGUUUGGAAGUGGUAAUAAUGAGGAAAGGCAGCAGAGGAGGAGGUUCAGCAGCACAGACAGCGGCCAGAUGGUUACCAAGUGCCGAUCAAGACUUUGGAAUCUGUCCACAAAAUCUCAGAAUUCCCAGCAAGCGCCCACAAAGAUUUCUCUGAUGAUGACCAGAGGUCAUGAAAGGGAGACAGUGGACGUCCCGUAUGGAGGAACAUUCCGUCCCAUGUCCAGGUCACGCCCUGCACUGCUCAGAAAUAUGAAGCUCACAUACAAUAAAAAGAGGUAGCACAUGCAAGACCUGGCAUAUCUGCUAGCAGAAUACAACUGAAAUGUAGUUUGAAGGCCAUUUGCACACCUGUGACGCAAUCUCAAUUUUUUUUUUUUUUUUACCAAAACAAGUUCUGAUAGUAAAAUCCAACUUGGUUUUUGAUCAAAAUGC
Molecule: messenger RNA, 5070 nt
Organism: Lingula anatina
Lineage: Eukaryota; Metazoa; Brachiopoda; Lingulata; Lingulida; Lingulidae
Biological process (GO): proteolysis
Molecular function (GO): zinc ion binding; metallocarboxypeptidase activity
Source: RefSeq, a predicted model, not a curated record